Molecule: messenger RNA, 1479 nt
Organism: Paramecium sonneborni
Lineage: Eukaryota; Ciliophora; Oligohymenophorea; Peniculida; Parameciidae
Source: the annotation of a GenBank genome assembly
AUGUGUGAAGAUUUAAAUCCAAGGUAAUCCUAAUUGUAUUACAUAGCUGUAAUUAUAAACAUUGUCGUUCUUUUUUUCAGAUUUCCUUUGAAGAAAUGAAGUGGAGUAAAUCUCAUCUACCAUUUCUUACUACUAUUUUUCAUCUAGAAGAUGAUGUUGUUUAUUUAAGCAAAAAAUAAUAAGUUAAGAGAAGAACUUAAAAACUUUUAGAUCAGUAUUUAUAUUAUAAGAAUAAAAAUGUAAAAUAAAUCAAUAAAUAUUUAGGAAAAAUUUGUUUGGAUCAAUUACGAAAAUGCCAUUAUAGAAUUAAUAUCAGAUCCUGAAUUGGGAAUGGGAGUUCGCUUGACAAAAUGUUUUGAUAAAGUUGAAUUUUAUGGAAAUGCUAAUAAUUGGUAUAAAUUUAUGAAAAGGUUUGCCGUUUAAUAUGAUUUCUAUCGUUAUUAUACUCCUAUUAAAAAACUUAACAAAAUUAAAUUUGGAGAAUAAUUUAAAGGGAAAAAUAAAUUAGAUAGUUUAGAUUAUAUUAUUAAAAUAUACUAAAAAUCAUCUAUUUAUGAUGAUGAGGAUAGAUAAUAAUUCUUUAGAGAAAUCUCAGUGAUUCGUUAAUUACAAACUGAUCUAACAAUGAAAUUUUUUGAUCUAUUCGAAAGUCAAGAUCAAAUUUUUGUGAUUGUCGAAAAUUUGCCAUCACAUAAUUUACAAGAUUAUGUAAUAAAAAAUCCUUUUUUUUCAGAAGAUAAAGCUGCAAAAGUGAUAUUUAGAGUAAUUAAAAUAAUUGCUUAUCUCCAUUCAAAAAAAAUAAUGCAUAGAGACAUUAAACUCGAAAAUUUCAUCUUCAGAUAAAUAGAUAAUUUUGAUAGUUUAUGUUUAACUGAUUUUAAAUUAGCUGAAUUUCAUGAUGAAGAUGGAAAUUAUUAAUUUAAACGAUGUGGAACUGUUGGAUAUGUUGCCCCUGAAAUCUUAGCAGAUUAGAAUUAUGAUCUAUAAGUGGAUGUUUAUAGUGUUGGUAUUCUCUUAUAUAUUUUAUUUACUGGAAGAGAGCCAUUUGAUGGAAAUUAUUAAGAAAAAGUGAUAUAAAAUUUAAUAGGUUUUAUUGAUUUUUAAGAUCUUAAGGUGAGUAACUUAGCUUUGGAUUUACUUAAAGGUCUUCUCAAAUUAGAUCCAUAAGAAAGACUUUCUUCUCAUUAAGCCUUAAAUCAUAAAUGGUUUUAGAGAGAAAAAUUAAUAAGGGCAUUAAAAUAAUAAAUUAAAUUUACAUUGUAAAGCAAAAAUAAACCUUAUUAAGUCAAAGCAUCUUUUAAAAAAUCACUAACAGUCUUACCAACUAAUAGUAUUCCUCAACUUCAAAGUCCAUUAAGUUUUAGACUUAAAACAUUACCAAAUCCAUAACCAUUUGAAAGAGUUCAUCUGCCAGAAAUUUAUAGAAGAGCAACUCACUUACUUCCUUCUAAUUCUAUAUUAUAUGGAAGAGUUAAAUGA